AUGGAUACAUUGACUUCACAAUUUGCAGCACUUAAAGGACUUGCUGAAGGGUUUGAAGAAUUUAAAGACUUAACCCCAGAAAACGUUGAUAACGCAAUUUUAAUCGCAAACUCACUUGCUCCCCCUCCAUUAGCGAACAAAACCAUCGGAAAAAUCCAUUUUUUUUGGUAAAAACCCCACCCUAUGAGCGAAAAUUUUUUAUGAAAUAUAUUGAUAUAUAAGUGAUAAUUAGUAUAAUGAAAUCUCUAGCUAAUUCUGUUGAAUUUUAAAUAUCUUUUAUUUUAAAAUAAAAAUUUUCAAAUUAAAUUAAUUUUAAAUUUCAACUGAAAUUUUUAAUUUAAAAAAAUAUUAAUCCCCUUCAUGAGUGAGAAAAAUUUAUUUAUUCAUCCACAGAGGCGGAGUUAAGCAAGUAAUCGCCAGAGAAGCUUUGUUUUCCUCAAAUGAACUUCUAGAAGACCUUCCCACAGAACACAUAAAGUUGCUUCUUACCCCUUAUUAUCAUGCAUUAGUGUUGCUGAAAAACACAGACCAAGCCAAACGAAAAUCAAAUCUUGAAUUUUCCCAAGGAUCAUUUGAAGAGUUCUUAAAUUACCUUGAUAAUUACAGAGUAGUUGAUGAAAAAUUCAUUGAAAGGUGGAAAACCCCAGCUGAGCCUACAAGAGAUCAGAAAAUAGCUGAUUUCAAAGCAAAAAAAGCGAUAGAGCAACAAAUUCAGCUGCUUGAAUCCAGAAAUAACCCGGACGAUCUUCGGGAUCUUUAUAAACUCCAGCUUCAGCAUGCUGCUUCCCAUACCCUUGACCAAUUAAGAUUUGUGAAACUAGAACUUCAAGUCUUAGAGUUUAAAAGCACGCAGGAAACCAAUCCUCUUCCUCCGCCACCUCCGCAAAGGCCACCUCAGAUCUUAAAAAUAGACGAAUCCAACGUAAAUUUAAUAAAUCCACUGAUUUCUUCAGGAGCUGACAUAGCUAAAGCAAGACACAAUAUUGAGCACCAAGUUUUCCAGCCAGGCCACCGCCAGCCUUUAUAUACUAUUGAAGAAUGGGGAGAAAUCGAAUGCAAGAUGUGCAUGGAAAGAGAAGAAAAGCAGAAACAAGCUGAAUUAGAGAGGAAAAGGGAGCAGGAAGAAAAUCCUGAAGAUUAUGAAGAACAGAAAAGGAAAAACGACGCAGGCUGGGAUGAUUGGAAAGAUAUGCAUGAAAAAGGUGCAGGGAACAGAAAUGGCAGAUAG
Molecule: messenger RNA, 1228 nt
Organism: Blepharisma stoltei
Lineage: Eukaryota; Ciliophora; Heterotrichea; Heterotrichida; Blepharismidae
Source: the annotation of a GenBank genome assembly